This is a messenger RNA of Cheilinus undulatus (humphead wrasse), 888 nucleotides long. RefSeq names its product LYR motif containing 2 (gene lyrm2). The transcript is spliced from 3 exons. Lineage: Eukaryota; Metazoa; Chordata; Actinopteri; Labriformes; Labridae. Gene Ontology annotation, cellular component: mitochondrion. The record is from RefSeq and is a predicted model, not a curated record. The coding region runs from base 52 to 318 and encodes 88 amino acids.
UCCGGCUCCAAGCCUCCUUAGGUAAGAAGUGGUUGUAACAGUUUGUCAGAGAUGGCAAUUUCAAGGAUACCAACCGCAGCGUUAACGUUAAAACAGUUUUUACAGAGACAGAAGAUUCUGGGGAUUUACAGAAACAUGCUGAGGACCAUCCGGCAGGUUCCAGACGAGGCGGACCGGAAGUACCUCAGAGACUGGGCCAGAGAGGAGUUCAAGAGGAAUAAGAACGCUACGAACCCUGAUGCCAUCCGCAUGAUGAUCACACAAGCUAACAACCAUCUGGAGGAGCUGCAGAAGUCUUUAGCACUGGCCAGGAGUUAGUCCUGUUUGGUGAUGUGAACUAAAGACUUAUCUGGAUGUGCUCUCAGUGAGGACUAUCAUUGAUAGAGGCUGGAGGGAUCAGCAGAAACUCAUCUUGCCUGGAUGCCUUCUAAAGGUUGGAUUUAUGAAACUGUCUGGAAGGCAUCGCUCUGUAAAACCAUCCAUGCUGCUGCUUGUCUUUCUUGCAAAUUCCACCUAGUCCAUGUCUGCAGCAUUGUGUUCAUGCUGCAGUUUUUCUCUGACUGAUUGCACGCAUGGCCAGUGUUACCUUUCCUGCCUGUUCUGACUUAAUGCUGACAUAGUGAUGAGAUAAAUGAUCAAGGGUUGCAUUGAUCUGCUCCGUGCCUACAUGUGUGCUGGAAGCAUUGAAAAUAAACAGACCGGGGUGCAUGCUGUGGGGGGGAUUACAAAAACUGACUAGACCGAGAGCAGUUUGCUCCAGAAUACACAACAGGACACUGCACAGAUGCACUAUGUGAAAUUUGCAGAUUAUUCUGAUGAAUUAAUGAACCUUUUGAUUGUGUUGUAUUUUUGUGUCUUAUGUAUUAAACAAGAACUCAUGAAGUCAGA